GAGACGAGUACUGUUCACGCGCUGAAAACGUACGCGAAGAAAGAUUUGAAGAAAAAUCACUCUAAGGACGUAAUGGGGGCUGUUUGAUAAAAACUGAGAGAAGUUUUUUGCAGAGAAUGCGGAGAGGAAGCAAAUGCAGGAAAGGAGCUGAUGACUAUGUAGGAAUUCCUGCCUGAAGUCAUGGGUUCGGAGGCAAUGGAGGAUUGUGUGCAGGGGGCGCUCUCAUCGCUUUAUCCUCCUUUUGAGAGCACGGCACCACCCCUCCUCUCCCAGGUCUUUUCAGUCCUGGAGUCGACGUAUCAACACGACAGUCUUCGGUACCUCCUGGACUACUUUGUUCCGGCCAAGCAUCUCCUGCACAAACUCCAGCAGCAUGCCUGUUCUCAGUACCUUGGCUGCUUGUUCCUUCACUCCGGCUGGCCUCUCUGUCUAGGUGAGAAAGUGGUUGUACAGCUCUCCACCCUGGACUGGAGGCUCCUGCGCAGUAAUGACUUCUAUCUGCAGGUGGUGCCCUUUUCUACACGUUGCCCCCGGCUGGCUCUAAAAUGUCUGGCCCCUGGGGGGCGCACUGUUCAAGAAAUCUUGGUACCGGAGUCACAGCACCCCCUUGUGUUCACCACUGAGUGGCUGCACAGCGUCAACAAAGAACGGGGCCACAAGAGAGAAGUUGGAGGAGGACUCGACACCUGCCUGGUUAGUACAUGUGAUGGUGUGGUUCGUCUUCCGUGGAAGGAGGUUGUCUACCCAAAAUUCAUCCACGACCCUUCUGAGGAGCUGGGCCUGAUGUCCAACGACGAGGGUCCCGUAUCCAACCGCCUGCCCAGUGAGGGAGGCAGCAGCCUCGGGGGCUGGGGUGGCUCAUCCUCUGGAGAACUGGACACCUGGUCCUGGGAUGAAGAAGAAGACGAUGGUUUACCACCAGAUGGCGUGGACUCUGAGCCUGUGCUUCCCCGGCGAAGGCGCAGUGAAGAUGGGCUUGGGAGGACAACGAGGCACCCUCAGCUGGACGGGGACUAUGUGGAGCUGUUGGAGCCCAGAGUGGGUCCUGAUGGAGGGGUUGACACGAGGCAGAGGUACCUGGAGAUGCAUGGAAUUUGUAAGACCAAGACUUUGCCUCUGUGCAGGAGAGGUAAAGCCAUCAAACUCCGGAAGGGGAAAGCUUGGGGAUAUGGGAGACUGGAAGGGUCAGGAAGCUUUCGAGCUGUCCUUGGUGCCAAAAGAGACGUAGUAACCCCAAAAGGUGACAUUUUACCACCUCGGCGUCCACCAGUAGCUACUGAACCUGGCAGAGGGAGACAGUCUUACUCCUCUUCUGUCCACGACUCUGAUGAAGGAGAUAAAACAAGCAGAAACUCUGAGGGCGUACAAAGCCACCGGCUUUAUUUUGAUGGCUCGUUCAAAGAGAGGAGACCCGGUGUUGGCAAGGAGAGAGAUUGCACUGGCCUCACACAGCCUUGUAGAGGCAACCACAGAUGUAAAGAGUCAGAGAGUAGCGACAGUGUGGUCACAAAUGAAAUCCGUAACAUGACGAACCAACAUGGUAUAGAGGGCCACUCAGAUCACGGAUCACAUUCAGACUCUGUUUUCGAGGAUACAGAUAAACCACUGAGCGGAGACAGUGAUGCCACCACCCCAACAUCAGACGCGCCAGAGAGACCAUUCACUGUAGUCGUAGAAAGUGGAGAGACUACCAAUAGUGGAUCUAAAAUAAAGAGUUCAUCCAACACAAAGGUGACAGAAGAAAGGGAUGAAGGGAAGACAGAGGACAGAGUGUGUCCUAGAGGAAAGGAAGUUAAAACUGCAGGAUUCAGAGCACCAAGGAGGAAAAGGAAGGGAAAGGGGGCCAAAGGGAGGGCCAGGUCUGGUGGCCGUGCACACCAGAAGGGAUCAAAACAGCAGGGUAAAGCUGCUCAACCAACUCCUACCACCUGCUUGGCUAUUACAAAGCUGCCAAUCACAGAGGAGAACCAAUCGGAGCAAAGAAAACAGGCAGACGAACCUGAUGGAGUGCCACCUUCAACUAAUGAUGGGACAGAGGAUACAAGGAAAAGCAAUGCAGAGACAGAAGCUGAAUCUUUGCCUGUCUGCAAUGGACAAUCAGGCACAUCUUUAUUUAACCACUCAAAUGAGGAGGCAGGGUCAGGAGAGAAAUGUCCUGACCAACUAAAUGGUGUUGCAUCCAAAGAGCCUCCCCUGCUGAGGGAACUGGACACAGAGCUUCUCCAGUCAGGAAAGCUGAAGUUGACAGGCACAGUGGACAGGUUGGGGCGUGCUCUGGUUGUCACAGAGACAGAUGCAACAGAAGAGAGUUUCUGUGAGGCGGAGAUGGCCAGGGUCCUGUCGUGCUACCACAGAAUCACUCGGCCUGCAGCCAAAGAAAAAGGUCUCACAGUGUUAAUGGACAGCAGACGCUCUCCACCCUCCGCUCUCAGCCUCUCUGCACUUAAACUUUUCCAGGUGUUGGUUCCUGGCGGUCUUGGAUCUGUUCUGGUUUUGGUGGAAGAGCAGCAGGAGUCCCUUUCUCAUAACCUGGAAGGAGCAGAGGUCCACAUAGUACGAGGAACCGGGGUACUUCAGCAAUAUGUAGACAAGCAACAGCUGCCCAAAGAGAUGGACGGAGACUUCACCCACUGUCACCCAGACUGGCUGGUUUUUAGACUAAGUCUAGAGAGUCUGACAGAGCGCUGUGAGAGUGCCCUCUCACUCCUAGGAGAAGCACUGCAGUCUAUGGACACUGAGCCAAUGCCAGACAACAUCAAGGCGGUUCCUCUGAGCAUCGACAAACACAGACAGCUCAUGGCGAGCGUCCUGGCCGACCAACGUUUGACUGAAUUACAGCAAAGGGGCGGGGCCUGGCUCGCAGGACUGACCAAUAGCGCAUCUGGACUGGCACAGAAGUCACCAGACUGCAGGGCUGCCCUUGCUGCUACAUCUAAACUCUAUGACAGCGUGGAUGACGCCCUCCAUCGGCUCGUCCGAGUGUCCAACCAGAGAGGUCGUGACCUGGAGGCUCUGGGACGACUAGUGGGGCUGGUUGACAAACUGGAAAAGUGUGAUAAGGAGAUUGAGCAAGUCCAAUCACAGCUGGAAGACUACAAGGACCCUCCUCUGUCCCUCAGCAGACUCUCACUCAAACAGCAGAAAUUCAAGACAUUCAAAGAAACAGCCAAUGAGCUGCACAGUGAGACUCUGUCAGUGCUCAGUGAGUUGGAGGGCUGGUGCGAGCUCGACUGGGCAGGCCUGAGCAAUGUCCAGAUCCGACUUCCUCCAGUCAGGGAGAAGCUGAGAGACAUGUCCCACUGUCUGUCUGACUGCUGGACCACCCUGGAUAACACGCAGAGGUUGCUGUCCACACUGACUGAGGCCACCCAGUGGUGUGAUGCAGUUUCCUCCACCUCGUCCUCCUCAUCCCCUUCCUCCUCUGUUUCCACCUGCCCUCUCGCCUCCCUCCCUCCGAUCCCCCCAUCCCGUUUCCAGGAUGCUCGUUCCUUAGCUAUAGAGCUGGGUGGCGGGGCGCUCCUGGAUCUCUGGACCCAGACAGUGGAGCGCUACCAGCGGACCGUAGCACAGGUUAAACCCCGGUUCCUCCAGUCUGACAGGGCCCAGAAUCAGGGCCAGGGGAAGCCAAAGACGCCCUCUGCCAGCAGCCUGUGGGACCUGAUGGGUCCUGAGGGAGAGGGCGACUGGGGACUGGGAGCUGGAGGAGGCGAAGGGGGGCUGCAGUCCUGGGGAUCCCUGGCAUCACUGUUCAGACCGCAGACCUGCUCCACACUGAAGAUAGGAGAGGAGAAAUGGAAUAAGAAAGAGGGAACAGGAGGAGGAAGUGGAGGAGGAGCAGGCGGAGCUGGAGGAGGGAAGUUCCUGCAGAACCUCCUGAAUCCUGCAAAGAAGAGUCCUACAGACGCCCCGCUCCCUCCCAAGCCCCCCAGGAAGCGCCACCCAAGCUUCGACCUACAGGCUCUUCUGGCUCCCCGCAGAGGCACGACCGCCCCUAAAGCCGAGUCCCCAGUGGGUGGACCGAACCGUAACUCCCCCAUGUCCUGGCUGGGGAGACGGGCGUUAGCUGAUCCAGUUAUUACCACUAGCAUGGCUGCAGCCAUCCCUGGAUGGGGCGGAGGAGGAGGAGGAGGAGGAGGAGGAGGAGGAGGAGGAGGAGGUGUGUUAAUUCGAGGAGUAGAGGUCAGCAGCAAGGAGGUGGUUGACCACACAGGGUCACCACGGCAACACGUGCUGCUCGGGAGGACUGAGAGGGAGACGGGGACAGAUAGGGCAGGUUCAACUGCACAGAGUAAGCUGUACCUGCUCUGGUGUAGGAUGUUGAGUUCAGAGAGGCAGUACGUGGCUGUCCUGAAAGGGGUAGAAGAGACAUACCUCCCCUUACUGGAACUCUCAGACACACCGGCCUCCAUCAAGGGGAAGGCAGACACCCUCUUCCCCAACUGGGCCAGCCUCAGCACCUUCCACUCGCAGAACCUACUCCCUGCUAUGGAGGGCGCUCUCGUGCAGAGCUUGCUGCAACAGGACUGCUUCAGCAAAUAUCGGGAGCAGUUUCUGCACUAUUCCCACUUCAUCAGGACUAAACCAGAACUGGACUCUCCACUGGUCACCCAGGCUGCUGACUUCUUUAAGUCCAAACUCCCCCAAGCCUCCCCCCUCUCCCCUUUGUCCUUCCCUCACUGUCUUCAGGCUCCCACUCAGAGAUUGGAGCAGUACUGCGAGGCCCUGGAGGAGCUGGGAGGGAUCAACCCCGCCUCUGACUCCGCCCUCUCCAUCUUGAGACACGCCCAGCGGCACGGGGAGGACCUCAGGGCCAGCGACCUUGUCGUCGGAUGUCCGAUCCCAGUGGCGGAGCGCGGCGAGCUGGUGCGGCAGGGCGAGCUGACAGUGUGCGGGGGAGCUCGGAGGAAGCGGGCGGGCGUGAGGAACGUUUUCCUUUACCAGCACGUCGUCAUCUUCACCAAACAAAAGAGCCCCGGCUUGGGACGCAUCACCUACAGCUACAAACACAGCAUCAAGACGGGUGAGAUGGGUCUGACUCAGAGCGUGGGUGAGGAGGGUAUGAAGUUUGAAGUUUGGGUCCGACAGGCCCCUCGAACCAGAGACUGCAUCACGCUGCAGGCGAAGGACAGGGAAGACAGGGUGGCCUGGACUCAUGACAUUGCCCACCUGCUGUGGACACACGCCAUCAACAACACAGAGUUGUGUCUGAAGGAGUCACUCUGCAUGGGAAUUUCCAGUAAGUUGCUGCUGGACGCGACAGGAACUCCAAGCUCAGAGCUGGACUCCAUCUACAGUCUUAAUGACAGAGUCCACAGUAGCUGCUCAGACUCCUCCUCUGUUGGCAGUCAGAAGGAGGGGGGAUCCCCGGCAUCUGGGAGGGACCCCAGGAGAAGCUCUGGAUCAACAAGUUACUCACAGAGUCAGUCUCCCUCUACAGCUGUGUAACUGCCAUCUCAAUAAGAAAACUGGAACCUGGACUUUUAAAGAUUUAAACAUCUCUAUUCCACCUCUGGGCAAGCUAAACUGGACUUCGAAGAGCAAGAAGACAAAAGAUCUGAAAAUCUGAACUUCUCCCACAUGCUUGCUCUCCUUCCCUUUGCACCCCUUCACCUCCUUAAAACAAACAAAAUGCCAGCAGAUUAGCCGAAGCAGCACUGCAGUGCAUUUUAAACCGCCCAGCUCUGAUAUGAACCCCUAAAGAAAAGCUUCCUUCAAAAAGGAUCAAAACUGCCCUGUUUAAACCAUGACAAGCACCAGCGGGGCUCUCUGCACUCCGCCAUUUUGGAUCUGCCAGUCUCAGUUGCUGGCAGAGUCAUUGACACCAAAGGCACUUCAGCCACACAGUGCGGCCAUUGUCUGCCCCACGGCUCCCCACUAGGCCAAACCACUUGGUCUGAACCACUGACUGCCUGGCUGGCUGACUGUACGCAUCACAUGCUCCAGCAACUGAUAAUAAACAGGAAGUGAUACACAGGGCGUAAAUCCACCGUAGAAUUGCAGAUUUAGAAUGUUUUAUGUUCUUUGUGAUUUUCAUAACGAUGAAUUGAGUACUGUAGGCUUUUUUUUCUCUCCUCCCUGUGUAAAAAUGUGUGGCAUAGGCUAGGUGUGAUUGCAUCUAUGUAAAUGAGGCAGGGGUGGUGUGAGCAUACACACACACACACAGUGUCCCUCAACACAUGCAGUCAUUCUUAUUGUUAUAAGACAGUGGAGCACUAUUCCCAUUCACGUGCUCACACACUCACUGAGGCCAUUUUAGAGCCUGGUACAGUUGCUAAAUCAACGACAGGACACAGACUGUAAGCGUUGCCUUGAUGAUGAACGGGGAUGUCUUACAGUAUCAUAUCCGACUGCUAUAUACAUUCUGUUACUGUGUUUGUUUAAGCUAAUUAUGUUGUAUUAACACAGUGGCAAGGUUUUAAGGGCGACCUGGUUUUUAGUCUUCUUGGUGCCUUAAAAAAGUUCUUCAGUGUACUGAUUAUGAUACAAGAAGUGCUGAUAAUGAAUUUAAUACUAUACCUUUUAAUAUAAGAUGCCAUAUUCCGUAUGCCAAAGGUAUAAAAUGGGUGUCUGUGCAAUGUUGAUUUGUGUACAAAAAUAUAUUGUUGUUGCAUUUAGACUAAGCUUUCCUGAUUGGAGUGUUUUCUCCAUAAAAUGGAGAAAGGUGGAUCUGUUCAGUGUGCUAUAUUCUGGUUUUACUGUUUUGGUGCUUGCGGCCAGAAGACAAGUGAUAUCUUCAAAGCCUAUUUCCUAAAAUGUUUGAGAUGUUGAAGUCGUGACGUCAGGGGACUGCUUUAUCUUAAAUCUUAAAGAAAUAGUUUGACAUUUUGGAAAAUGGAGUUAGAGGAGAAGGGCGAUACCACUGCAGCUGUUUAGCUUAGCUCAAAACCCCAUGUACCAGCACAUCUUAAGCUCAGUAAUUAACAUGCUGUCACUUUGCUUAAUCCGCAAUCACAAACCGUGGAGCAAAAAGGACAAGUUAUUGUUUAAUGGGCCAGAGUAUUUAUUGGCCGGGUAGAGCACCUUCCUGGACGCCAGUUAUGUGUAAAAGUAUUUUGUAUGGAUUAAAGAAAUUUUUGGAGUGGGUAGGCAGAUUUUGUAACCUUAAAACAGUGGUAGGCUAGCCGUAUCCCUCUGCAUCCAGUCUUUGUGCUAAGCAAAACUAAGCUAGCUUCAUAUUGACCAGUGGUAUCAAUCUUCUCAUCUAACACUCAAGCAAAUAAGCCUAUUUCCCAAAAUGUAGAACUUUCCCUUUAAGGUAGCAUAUCUCAAAAUUAAUGGAACAUGCAAUGAAAAUAACUUCCAGAACAGCAACUUAACCUCUCCAACUCUGCAAGACUCACAAGUGGCUCUAUUAAUAAUAACACUGGUGAAUUUUAUUCAAACUCUCAGAACAAAAAAAUAUAUGAGGAAAUUAAAUGAGUACUGAAUGUGUACAAAAGUAUAUAACCAUAUCUAGAACUUGUCAUUUUAUGUUACAAUGCAGCCAAAAAAGUUUCAUAUGAUGACAUAUACGUAGGUAAUAAGAGUAUGCACAGUCAAUAAAACAUCAUCCAUGUGUAUGACUAUCAAACCAUAACAUGCUUGAGGUACAAUAUGAAACCAGCAGGUAGCGAAAGCCAGCAGCAGCGGGAGGUUAAGCUCAUCUCUGCAGACAGUAGCAGCAGCUCGUCACCGUUAUCAGAUUUAGCACGUUUCAUAUCUGCAUUCCAAUUCAAAAAUCACAAAUGGCUAUUGAGCUGUUUUCUUAAUCAAUAUGUAAUUUGUUGGCUUGGAGAAGCCUUGUACACUCCAUAGCCUUUAGCUGUUUGGUACAUUGCGUUAUAUUGGAAGCAAUGUAAUGAACACCAUCUUUCAUUCUUACUGCAGUAUAGAUUGUCAUAUGCAGAAUUGUUCACUUUUGUAUGCCACGGCAGGGCAGUAUUAAUGUAUAGAAACUUUUUUCUUGCUCUUUUGCUAUGACACACUCUGCCUGAUGUUUACAUUUUUUGGGAAGGAAUGUGGAAUGUUCGAAAUGCAUGUUCUGCUUACUUGAUAAUUGUACUGUUUUAUACUUUUCUGUGUUGAAUUAAAACUGGAUGCAAGUUCAAA
This is a messenger RNA of Micropterus dolomieu (smallmouth bass), 8088 nucleotides long. RefSeq names its product Rho guanine nucleotide exchange factor (GEF) 40 (gene arhgef40). The record is from RefSeq and is a predicted model, not a curated record. The transcript has 27 exons. NCBI's taxonomy places the organism in Eukaryota, Metazoa, Chordata, Actinopteri, Centrarchiformes, Centrarchidae. Bases 181 to 5445 code for a protein of 1754 amino acids. Gene Ontology annotation, molecular function: guanyl-nucleotide exchange factor activity.